Paramecium sonneborni is the source of this 934-nucleotide messenger RNA. NCBI's taxonomy places the organism in Eukaryota, Ciliophora, Oligohymenophorea, Peniculida, Parameciidae. The record is from the annotation of a GenBank genome assembly.
AUGAAAUAAGAGUUGUAAAGAAAUUAAUCUGAAAGUACAUGUGAGAACAAUAAUAAAUAUAGGAAGAUUUCAAAUAAGAAUAAUAGGAGAGUUAAAAUAAAAGAUUCAUCAGAAUAAUAGCAAGAUUUAUCUAAAAAUAUUCGCAAAAUAAUGAAUUUCUCUUUAUCUGAAUAAUUUGGUACCUUAUUAGACUAAGAGAAUCAUAAUAUUUAUUAGGAUGAAUGUUUUUUGAAUCCAAAAGGAACAGAAAUAAUAUGUAACUUAUCAAGAAUGAAACAGCAUUUUUUGAAACAAUAUCAAGAUUAGUUUAUUUUUGAUGGAAUAUAGGAAAUCCAUAAUAAUAAAUAUGCAGUGUCUAAUAUUUUAUAUAGUGGAUUAUCAGCAUCAGCAUUAGCAUCAACAAAAUGGAAUUCUGUAUAAGCAAUGAGAAGAUUAAGAGCAGAAAGACCUUAAUGUUCUGAAUUUAAAGAGUAUCCAUUAGAUGAUAAGGCUAUAAAAGAAAUUGAAUAGAUGAAGUGUAAAAUAUAAUAUGAUAUUAUAAGAUAAAAUAAACAAAAAAAGAAGAGUUAAUUCAGAACAUUAAAAAGUGAAUGAAAAAUUAAUAUUAGAUGGUUCACAGUAAUUUAAUAAAUAUAUUGAAAACAUUAAAUAAUCAAAUAAUAUUUAUACUGAUGUUUACGGUUAAAAAAAGGGAGAAUAUGAUUUGAUUUUGGAUUUUGCAAAAAAAUAAAACUUAAAUGUUUGUUAAGCUGAAAAUGAUAUUUAAUUAAUUAAAUACAGAUAAAACCUUAGAAAUUAUAAAACAAAUUUAGAAAAUCAAUAAAACAGAAGAAUUUAAAGAAAGAAAUAUAUAGAUGAUGAUGAAAUUUAUGGAGUAAAACCAAAUAAGAUAGCAUCAUCAAGAGUUAAUUUUAAAAACAAAUUAAUAAUAUGA